Molecule: messenger RNA, 2398 nt
Organism: Megalopta genalis
Lineage: Eukaryota; Metazoa; Arthropoda; Insecta; Hymenoptera; Halictidae
Source: RefSeq, a predicted model, not a curated record
UCUUGUAUUUGUGGUGCAUACUGAUACAGCAUGUAUGGUACAAAUUGAUACAGAUGCAGGCAAUAAGAAGCCAGUCGAUCUGAAGAAUUACCUAAGGAAAGCAGGAAGAGAAAAGAAAAUGACAAACAUUAUUUUUGAGAUGAAGAAAUACAAUUCAAAAUGUUGGGAAGCUAUCUUUACAGAAGUACGCGACGCUGUAGUUUAUAUAGACCAAUAUGCGACAGAAUGUUUACAUUGGUAUGCAGGUGGCAAGGGUUACAUGGCUUUGAAAAAUGCUGGUGCAAUCGCAGUUCACGAGCUCGGCAUGUAUCACUUUCGAUAUCCAGAGGUGAAAGGUGCUAAGAAAGCUGUUAUCGUAUCAACUGCUGGCAAUCCAGCAUUUUAUCAGCGAACGAUUAAAAUGAUUUUAGCAAAAAAUGCGUUCAACGGUUGCACGGUAUAUUGUAGCAUUCCUUGUUGCACUACCAAUUAUCAUGGAAAUCAUUCUGCGCAAGACAAAUUGAAUUAUAUUAAAUUAAAAAGGGACAUCGAACUGUGGAUGAUUUCAAAAAAUUUAUCACAAGAUCCUUCUGUUAACGUCAUCCAUGUACCUUUUCUGAUUGCUCCUUUAAACGACUAUCUGUUUGUAACACCUCCGUUUGGAGAUUUAAUGCCAUCUUUAGACUCGAGUAUUCCAGAAGAUCUAUCUGCUGAAAUAUACCUUAUAGCAAAUUCAUUUUACAAAUUAUUUGAUAAUAUAAAUAUCAAAUUAGAUGUAUAUUCUAUUGGAAAAUUAAGCGAUCUCUUUGCCGAAAUUUUGGAAAAUUGUUUUACAAAUAGCACUUAUCCAAAUCAUUCAUCGGAAGUUGUAGAAACAGGAGUGUCCCUUAUCUUAAUAGACAGAACAUUAGAUCUCUGUACUCCUACUAGCAAUAAUAUGGAGUCAUUCCUUACUAAAAUAUUGGGAGCACUUCCGCGUUUGCCACAGCACAACAAUGAUGUAGCAAUUAAUACAUCUCCUGCAUUUGGACUGGUAGAGGGAAUAUUACAAACGUACGAUGUACCAGGAUGUUUGGCAAGCAUAGAGAAAGCUACGAUCGAUCUCUUUAUCUUAGAAAGCGAAAAAAAAUUGUUAACUGCAGCAAAUCAAAUGCUGAAUGAUAUAACUUCCAUGAAGGAUAGUACAAAGUUAAGAACACCAAUGAGAAUAUCGGGUCACAGUUUAGAAAGGGCUGUUAGCAAACUUCAAAAUAUGAAUAUCAUUGAUUCUAUGAUCGUCCAUACAGAGAAAGUGCAGAGUAUUAUGGCGAUAGUCGAAGCAUCAACAUCGCAGAAAACCAGUCAAUUUGAACUACUUACCAGCUUAGAGAAACUGGCAUUACAGAAUCUUUCUGCGAGCCGCGAAUCGUCUAGUAUACUCGCGCAAUUGAGUAACGUUAUACGAACACGACUUCAUAGAGGUCUCAACAUUGAAAAUUUGUUGGCAUUGUUAAUACACGUUUACGCCUUAACGGGAACGCAAAUUCGCUUUCCUACACAACAAGAACAACAAUUGGAGCAAUCGAUUGCAGAUGCAAUUUUUGAAGAUUUCGAAAUUUUUGAAAAGAAUCCAUCGACCAACAAAAUAUCUGCUUCUCAGCGAUCUUUGUUAUUGUUGGGAAUAAACAAUGCGGCUGCUGCGCGAGAAACGUCGUAUAAAAUAGCAGCACGUAUCCUUCGCACUCUUCGAUUAAUAGCGAAACAACGUUCGUUGCUACAAGAUUACAGAGAUCUCAUGAUCAAGUCAACUUCGAAAGAAACAAUCCAGUAUGUUAGUAUUUUGGAACAGAUAGCUAAGGAUAUACUUUUCGCUGACAAGACUCGAGAAUUACGGGACCUACGUCAACGAACGCCAUCUUUAAUUUCAGCUGGCUUUAAAGGCGUGCAGGUCACUGUAACACUGCAGGUUUGCAUACUGCUGCUGCAGACCGCCACCGCCACAGAUCCUCGAAUGUCACGAAGGUAGCGGUUUUAUUGUUUUCUGUCUUAUAUGUGUACACAUAUGUACAUUUAGUAUGUAUAUGCAUGUACCGAGAUACAUAUUCGCAAACAAUUCAAAGAUACUACUUCAUAGGAUACUGAUCUAUCGAUGUACAUAUUUCCUAAUAACAGAAGACGAAAACAAAAAUUAAAAACAUAUUGUAUCGAUAAAAACAUAUCGAAGUUUCAGACUUUCUUACAAACUUCGAAUUCUGUAGUUCGACGCUCGGUAGGUAGCAAUAGUCAACACAAGAUGUUUCUCGAUCACAUGUGCAUUGGUGAUCUGAAGAAUGUAAAACGAUAUAUUUAAUGAAGAACUCUACGCACGUUACAACUUGAGAAUAUUGUCAAAUACAUUUAUUUGAACGAUCGAUUACGAAUAAAUUUGGUUGUUCUCUAA